Messenger RNA from Striga asiatica, 336 nucleotides. Lineage: Eukaryota; Viridiplantae; Streptophyta; Magnoliopsida; Lamiales; Orobanchaceae. The record is from the annotation of a GenBank genome assembly.
UUGCAUGAUCCAGGCAUACUACGGCCACUGCCGCUACGUUCCCUCCGCGUUCUCGGCGACGUCGAUUCUUCACCGUCGUACCCCUUUGAUUCAGUCGACGCGUUCCGCAUCCUCUCUCCCUACAGCCUCGACGAGGCCGUCAUUAAGGCCAUCCCCCUGUCCGUCUUCACCUGCAAGGUCGGCGGCGGCGGCCUCCUCCACGACUGCGCCAUGUGCCUUCUGGAGUUCGAGGACGACGACUACAUUCGCACGUUGUCGCCCUCCUCCAUGUCUGCACCGUGUGCCUUCUGGAGUUCAGAAAUUUCCAGAUCAAAAUAUCUCCCUAACAUAAUUUAA